AUGUUAACAUUGGUUUAUCUACAGUGACAGUCACACAAGAGUAAACGGGAAACAAAGUGGCAAUUUUACAUUCUAGCAGAUUUUUGCUAAUUCAAUAUAUCGUAUUGUAUGAGAUGAACUUAAGUCUCGGACAAAGUUACUGAUAUGUAAAGGAGAUAAUGAUUUUAAUUACAAGAGGUAAUUAACUGAUGAAAUCUUAAAUUAGAAUCUUAUCCGUAUGUAUAUCAUAGUGUAUAGUGCUUUUUGCAAGAUGUCAUAUCCACCUUAUCACCAUGUUGUUGGUGAAUAUUCACUGAAUUUGUGUUCAAUUAAAGAUUAUAGACGAUAUUUUGUGAUUAUGUUUUUAAUUCUGAAACGGACUUAGGUGGUAGCAUAUUUCAGCGGAAUCGUGAAUAUUCUUGUGAAUUGAUCGUUAAGGGACUGUGAAAAGGUCAAUACAUAAAUAUGAAAAGGCUAACUUAAUCACAUUUCGGUAAAUAAAAUUCGUUUGAUCACCAGCGUAUUUCGAAGCUAAUGAAGCGAAAUACCGCGCCUCAUAAAAUAUACGUUUAUUGUUUAAAUGCUUUUAUAUAUUAUCGAUGGAGUUGAAUUUCAUGAUUAAUGGAUCAUGUUUUUAAAAUGAAAGUUAUAAUUUAACUCAGGUCGUUAACGCUCUAUACACGUUUAUUUUGAAAUAUUGAAAUAUUUACGAGAGAAAUCUAAUGGCCUAGUGAAUACUUCUAUUAUGGAAGAACUGUCCUAUCAAUAUUAUUUGAAUAAUUACUGAUAAUUCAUUCUUGCUUUCAAUGGACUAACAGAUAUAUACCUAACCACCAACCAUCCGCUGACGUCACCGCUGGCCCGAUGGUUAAAUGCGUCUCGAUGACCAAGAAUAAUCGGAACUCGGACGCUUGCACACUCCUGGCGCUCUUGCGGAGGGACGAAGACAGCCUAAAUGACGCCGGGAGGCAGCUGGUGAAGCAGAACCGGAAGUACGCUUGUGACGUGUUCAUGCACGAAGUUGACGGCUGGACGCCUUUUCACGCUUUUGUCCUUCGAGGCGCUCGCAAAAUGGUAAAACUUUGUCUCAAGGCGGGCGUCGACGUAAAUUUGACUAUGGGAUCACCAGACGGCGUACCCGGCGGAUGUUCAGCGCUUCACCUGGCCGCCCACCGUGGUGACGUCAGUAUUAUCGAUGUGUUAAUCUCAAACGGGGUGGAUUUAAAUGUGAGGGAUAAAAGUGGUAAGACUCCGGUGAUGUAUGCUUCCUUGGCUAACAAUAGUCUCGCAGUACGGAAAUUGCAGCGCGCAGGCGCGGACAUGACUGGAUGUGAACUGAACAGCAAACAUAGUCCAGAGGAUAUGACGUCAUCGCCGAUAAAGUGCAUUUUACCCUUCGUAUGCGCAGGGGGACGACGGUAGCAUAACGUGAUACCCCAACCUUGUGUUUCAAUCAUCAUCAUUUUCAUCCUUAUCAUCAUUAUCAGCAGCAGCAGCAGCAGUAGCAGCAUUAUUAUCGGUUCGAAGAAGACACAAACAUUGUUUUCAAUUUUCAUUUAUUAAGUUUGUUUUGUAACUUACACAGAGCCAUUUCUAAUUAAUAAAUGCAUUUUAUAUUUUACGUACGUCUGUCAAUACAUGCAUGACAAAUUCUUAAAAGAGUAAAAAGUUAUGAUCCUAAUAUUGCUUCAUUGAAAUUGAUAUGUGUUGAAAUGAAUAUUUAAUGCUGAUUUGAAAAAGAUAUAUACAUUUCUCCUUUUCUCAGAAUGUUAUUUGUAAUGGGUACAGAUAUUUAAAAAAUCAGAAAAUGUGGAAAAUGUAUUUAUUAAAUUUGACAUCUGGAAAAUGCGUGUGUGGAAAUAUGCUUGAACGUAUUUUUGUUUUUAUUUUUAUGUAUAAAUUCAUUAAUCAUACAUAUUAAAAAAAAUUCACACUCAAAUGCAGGUUGUUCAUACCUUAAGCCAAGUCACUUUUUAAAAAAGAAAAACGCGGUGGUACGGGAAUGUAACAAAGAUUUUUUAUAUCUCUAAUAAAUGCCGGUCAAUAUGUGCGGAUAUAUACGUUACGUGUUUUAAUGGUAUUUUUUUAAAAUAGUAUUGAAUCUUGUCAGGUGACUUUUACAGAUACAUUUUAUCCAUGUCAGUACUCUAUUCCACAGGAGGGAAGCCCACAGUAUUAUUUUUUUGUUUGUUUAGCAUAUAUAUAUAUAU
This is a messenger RNA of Dreissena polymorpha, 2189 nucleotides long. RefSeq lists its product as uncharacterized. Lineage: Eukaryota; Metazoa; Mollusca; Bivalvia; Myida; Dreissenidae. The coding region runs from base 844 to 1401 and encodes 185 amino acids. The transcript is spliced from 2 exons. The record is from RefSeq and is a predicted model, not a curated record. Gene Ontology annotation, cellular component: cytoplasm; nucleus. Gene Ontology annotation, molecular function: protein binding.